This is a messenger RNA of Aspergillus welwitschiae, 620 nucleotides long. RefSeq lists its product as uncharacterized. Bases 169 to 555 code for a protein of 128 amino acids. NCBI's taxonomy places the organism in Eukaryota, Fungi, Ascomycota, Eurotiomycetes, Eurotiales, Aspergillaceae. The transcript has a single exon. The record is from RefSeq and is a predicted model, not a curated record.
UAAGGCCUGCUUUAAGAGGAGAACACUCUCUGAUCUCGAUGUAUAAAAGCCAUGAAGGUUGGCAUAGCAGGAAUCAUGGUUUACUACCUCUCCAGCUCUCCAAGAUCCAAGUAAUAUUGUCUUCACAUUUCUGUCAAAGAUACACUGCCUUUCAUCAUCGCAUCCACCAUGACUAGCGAGACUACUAUCUAUAAUGUUUACCGAGUUGUUUUCAGUCAGAGCCGCGGACCAGACCACGAGGGCAUCGCUCUAGUCCCUGCCCAAAACGCAAAUCAGGGUGCUGGCAGAUUCUACCAUGUCCAAGGGGAUGUUGGGGUGGGAAUGGAUUACGACAUGAGACCAGGAUACCGUUUCGGCGAGAGUAAAUCCUACAAAAGCUCCACCUUGCAGUUUCAACUGCCAAAGACACAACUUGCACGUUUCGAAGAGAUCACACAAAAGUGUCCUCCUCCAUACGACCCCAGAGUAUUGACGGAAUCGAGUCCUGAUCCGCCCGUGCGGAAUUGCUCCAACUGGGUUGACGACGUUUUGACGGAAGCAAAAACACUGGCCUGAUCAACUUUGCACAUAUCUGUAGUGGUACAAGCAUGUUUCCAGAACUUAUUCUCAACUGGCUAAAG